This is a messenger RNA of Mycena citricolor, 1142 nucleotides long. NCBI's taxonomy places the organism in Eukaryota, Fungi, Basidiomycota, Agaricomycetes, Agaricales, Mycenaceae. The record is from the annotation of a GenBank genome assembly.
UCAACCUAGUUGUGGACAGUUGCCCCCCUCGAAACUUUCGACUGUCCUGUCAAGUCGGCUGGAAUGUUCCCGAAGAUCGACCCUUUCCCAAUGCGAUCACUGCAAUCAAUGCACGUCACGAUCCUGCGUCUUUGGCUCUUUCUCGACAAUGCACUGUCUCAAUGGAGGGCCCAGCAGGAUGUCAUGAACGAGUUCAAUCUGGCAACUACGCAGAGCACGAAAGCCCAUCUAUCCUCAGCUCCUUCCUCCACUCGUUCUCUACUCAACUCAUAUCAGGCUAGCCCUGUUCAGCACUUCAAUACCCUUCUUCUUGCGAUCUACAUCGGCCAGCCGCUCAACGUAUCCUCUUUCCACUUAUCAACAACACUUGCCAUGUUCUCCCGCGCUCUCAUCGUUUUCGUCACUCUCCUCCAUGCCUGCACGUUGAACGUGUCGGCGCACGGAACGAUCACCAAGAUUCAAGGCGCUAACGGCGUGGCCGGCGCUGGAUUCGGGAUCAUCGCCUCGACGCCCCGGGAUGGCUCGCGGCCCAAUCCUUUCGAGCAGGACACCAGUGUCAUUCGGAACCAGGAAAUCGACAGCGGCAGGACCGGUGCCUGCGGCCGCACCAAGGCUGGCGGUAACAACGACGUCACCGCUCAGUUGGCAGCUGCCUCUUCGGCCGGGCUUCCCUCAGCGGCAGCCGAUGGAUCGGUCACCAUGACGUUGCACCAGGUCAACGGAGACGGCGCUGGCCCGUACACUUGUGACGUCUCCGGUGACGGAGGAAACACCUUCCAGGCCGCGGUAGUGACCACCCAAGUCCCCGGUACCCGCAGCCGCUCCAAGGCCACCGCCACGGACUUCCCGCUCGUGGCUCAGAUGCCAGCGGGUAUGGCCUGCACUGGAGGACCUAACGGUGACGCCUGCAUCAUGCGAUGCCGCAAUUCGGCAGCGGCAGGUCCCUUCGGAUCGUGUGUUGCUGUGACUGGUCCAUCGAAUGCCGCUGCUGCUGCUCCCGCCGCCGCUGUUCCUGCUGCUGCUGCACCCGCCGCUGCUGUUCCUGCCGCUGCUGCACCCGCCGCUGCUGUUCCUGCCGCUGCUGCACCCGCCGCUGCUGUUCCUGCCGCUGCUGCACCCGCUGCUGCUGUUCCCGCCGCCGC